This is a messenger RNA of Penicillium soppii, 1485 nucleotides long. Its product is annotated as misato family protein. Gene Ontology annotation, biological process: mitochondrion distribution. The transcript is spliced from 5 exons. NCBI's taxonomy places the organism in Eukaryota, Fungi, Ascomycota, Eurotiomycetes, Eurotiales, Aspergillaceae. Gene Ontology annotation, cellular component: cytoplasm. The coding region runs from base 1 to 1485 and encodes 494 amino acids. The record is from RefSeq and is a predicted model, not a curated record.
AUGCAUGAAAUUGUUACUCUCCAGAUGGGCCAGAGGGCCAACUAUCUGGCGACUCAUUUUUGGAACUUGCAGGAAUCAUACUUCACUUACGAUGGAACAGAACAGUCUCCUGUGGAUCACGAUGUUCAUUUCCGUGCGGGUGUAGGAGCAGAUGGCUCUGAGACUUAUACACCACGAACAUUGAUCUAUGAUCUGAAAGGCGGAUUUGGAACUUUGCGCAGAUAUAAUGCACUCUAUGAACUUAGUGAAGACUCUACAGCCGGCCAGGGCUUAUGGGAUGGCAAAGAAAUUGUUCAAACACAGGCCCCAAUUACGCAAAGUGAAUAUCAGAAGAGCUUGGACCUGGGCACUCCAGCUCCUCGUCUGACCUCCGGGUCUGUCCGCUACUGGUCAGACUACAAUCGAGUUUUCUACCAUCCCAAGUCCAUUGUGCAGCUGAACGAGUAUGAGCUCAACUCGCAGACCAUGCCCUUCGAGGACUGGAAUGUUGGAGAAGAGCUUUUCCAUAACCUGGACAAGGAACAUGACCUGUUAGACCGUGAUCUGAGGCCACUCAUUGAAGAAUGCGACCACUUACGAGCACUGCAACUGUUCUCUGGGUCAGAUGACGCCUGGGGCGGAUUCACAGCCCAGUAUAUGGAGAGGCUGAGAGAUGAAUUUGGAAAGAAGAGUAUUUGGGUCUGGGCUAUUGAAGAUGGCGCCAGGACACAACGGCAUCACCAGUUCAAGAAAGAUACGAACAAAGCGAGGUCACUCUAUUCGAUCUCACCGCAGGCAUCGCUCUACGUUCCAAUCAUUGACCUCCCACAUAAGCUUCCUGGCUACUUGGAAGUUGAUCGCCAAUCCGAAUGGCAGAAGACCGCCUUGAUAGCCUCUGCUAUUGAAACAGUCACCCUGCCUUCUCGAUUGAAGCCGUAUCAACAUUUCGAGGCCUCUCUGGCUGGGGAGGAUGGUACACACACCAUCUUUGAGUUACAGUCUUCUAUCAACAAAGUCAAUGACGGCCAUACUAAGGAACCCUCCAAUGAAGAGGAUGCAGCUGAACCUGAAAUUGAAUUUGACAUUGACUUCACCUAUGACGGCGAAUACAAGGGCGCCCAUAUCUUCAACCAAGUCCAAGUCUCCCGUGGAGACGAAGCGGAAAGUGCCUCCGAGUCCGCGGACCCGAGGGACAUUGGACACCUUCGCAGACUCAGACUUCACAACUCUAAGGCUAUGCUCCAGAGUUUCCACACGUCACUUGGCAUGCCUAUUCUUGACAGCUUCCCGCACACCAUGUUCCCCACUUCCAACACAGGCAGUCUGAAUGUGUUUACCGCAUUGACCGCGUCAACACGGACGGCCCAAAAAAUCAAGGCUAUUUCGGCAACUGCCGCACGCUUGGUCUCAGUUGAUGAGCGUGAGGCGAUCGUCAACGGACUAGGUGAGAUUCGAGAAUUCUACGAAACUGGGUGGAGUAGUGGCUCGGACGAUGAGGAUGAAUAA